AUGCAUUGCAGGUGGUAUAUUGUGGCGGCGGCUCUCUUGAGGCCUUUUGCGGCCUCCGCAUAUUCGUUUUCAACCACCGGAACGACCCUGCAGCUCAAUGGCAUCGCUUACUACGUACCGCCUCAUGCAGUCGGAAAAGUUCCGAGAGCCGUGUUUGAGGUUGAUGAAAACAUUGGACUGCUUCCAAUUACUGUUCUCAACACGGACGAACAGUCAUUGAGUCUUGAUGAUGUCAAUAAAAUCACAGCGACGUUUUCGAGGGCGGAUGAUGUCUAUCAACCUGGUUUUGCCAAAGGCUUCUAUGUGCAGAGAAGGAAUGCUCGCAAUGAGAGAGGUGAUGUUACGGUGCUGGGUAAUUCUACCGCUUUUUGGGUUUCCCAAGCUCAAGAUAACAAUCCUCUCCCCGAUGGCCCGUACUUCGUCUCUACUACUGGACGCAUCUACCAAGCCUACAGGCUGUACGCCGAUGUCCAAGGGGCAUUUAGUGAAUCCUCAAUCUUGAAUCAAGAUGGCUCGUAUUCGGUUCUUCCAGCCAACCUACCUGGUCAUUCCCUUGCAGUUGCCGUCCCUUCGAGACUCUACUAUACAAGAACUACCAAAAAGCCGCUGGCUGGUGUUAGACUCGGGAUCAAAGACAUUUUCAACGUCCAAGGGCUCAAGACCUCGAAUGGCAACAGGGCUUGGUAUAAUCUUUAUCCAGCGGCGAAUAGAACGGCACCUGCUGUUCAGAACCUGCUCGACGCUGGCGCUGUCAUUGUCGGAAAGAUGAAGACGAGUCAGUUCGCAAACGGAGAGUCGGCUACUGCUGAUUGGGUGGAUUACCAUGCGCCAUUCAACCCUCGAGGGGACGGGUACCAAGAUCCAUCAUCCUCUUCUGCUGGCCCGGCUGCCGGCGUAGCUGCUUAUCCAUGGUUGGACAUCGCCCUUGGAUCUGAUACUGGAGGUAGCAUCAGGUCACCAAGUCAAGUUCAAGGGAUCUAUGGGAAUAGGCCAAGCCAUGGGCUGGUUUCACUGGGUGAUACCAUGCCCCUCUCACCUCAUUUUGACACGGCUGGCCUAUUUUCUCGUGAUCCUGCUCUUUGGAAAACAGCCGCCCAGGCGUUAUAUGGCACAAACAUCAGCUUAAAUGAUUCUUACCCUUCAAAUAUCCUCACGAUUGGCUUUCCCACCCAGGCCGAAUCUGAGCUGAAUAUCAUCCUCACUCAGUUUCUGGCUAACCUGACCGACUUUCUCUCGGCCAAGGCUACUCCUUUUAACCUUGAAGAGCGCUGGAAUAGCACGAACCCUAGCGCCCCCUCUGUAUCGACCUUGCUCAAUAACACAUACGAGAUUGUAUCGGCAAAGGAGCAAGCAAGACUUGUGCGAGAUCCCUUCUUUAGAGAUUAUGGAGCUGCUCAUGAUGGAAGGCGGCCCCAUGUCAACCCUGCGCCCCUGAACCGUUGGGCAUUUGGCGACAACUCAACGGCGACCGUUGAGCAGGGCAUCGCAAACAAGACUCAAUUCAUGGAAUGGUUCAACACCAGAAUAUUAUCUCAUGACGCGAAAUCAUGUUCUCACAACCUGCUCGUCUAUGUUCCGAGAACGCCUGUGCCAGUUUACAGAGACACUUACCGGACGGGCCCGCAAGUCCCAAAAGCCUUUUCGACAAGUCGGAUAUCAGUCAUGAGCGAGACACCUGAUAUGGUUGUGCCAAUUGGACAGGUGGCUUACCAUUCUUCAAUUACUUCUCACACAGAAUACUUGCCUGUUACCGUGGACAUGAUGGCCGCAAAAGGUUGUGAUGGCAUGUUAUUCUCCCUUGUUCAGCACUUAUACGAGGCCGGCAUCUUGGGAGUCAGUCAAACGGGGACCAGUCAUGUUACUGGAGAUGAAGUUUUAGUCUAG
Molecule: messenger RNA, 1884 nt
Organism: Fusarium vanettenii 77-13-4
Lineage: Eukaryota; Fungi; Ascomycota; Sordariomycetes; Hypocreales; Nectriaceae
Exons: 4
Coding region: 1-1884 (627 amino acids)
Source: RefSeq, a predicted model, not a curated record